UCAGUUUGCUCGAUUGCAACGGCUGAUUGAGAUUUUGUGGCUUGAGUCCAAAGUGUUGAGAGGAUGAAGUACUAGAAAUCCCCCGUCUCCUCUUUCAGCAUUCCUCAAUUUUUUCUUAAGUCAGUGUUAAUACACGUGACUAUAUUCAUCAUUUCUUUUCAAUUCAGGAAGUUCAGAAGUACAGUUCCUUGUCCUGAUUCCAUUGUUUAACAUGCUGCACAUCAACAAGAAUAUGAGGGAAUUGGUGGCGUUAGUUGUUGUUAUGCCAGGUUUGUCUCAAGUAUUGACUGUCAACAUAAAUCGGUUUUGUUGAGUCCACCACAAUGAAAUGACGUGUAAGUAAAGGAAGAGGUGGAGAAAGAGUGAUCAAAAGGGUGAGGACAAACAAUUGCAACAAGAUAACAGGACAGAGACAAGAGGAAAGAGAAUGGGAGGGAAGCUCACAUGUCACCUAAACUCCAAAGAACAGAGGUACAUCUCAGAGCACAUUGCUGACAUCAUGGAGAUGUUGGCUCCUCUCUAUCGAUGUCAUCUCAGCUCAAAUCUACUGACCCACAUGAGAAACAAACACAUGGAGCCCAGUGAACCGCGCCCUCUGAUUCAGCAUCCUAAAGUUGUUGCACAUGGUGAGUUUGUGUUGGAGGGUACUUUUCCUCAAUACAUGGAUGGGAUCUGGACACAUCGCCACCUACUGGUCACCAACACUUUUACAGUCGAGAGUCGUGAUUCUAAACAGGUAUUUGAAGGUGGUUGGGGGUGUAAGACAGAGUUGGUGCUUUCUGGCUGUCAUAUCUGCACCUCCAUACAGGACCAUUGUGAGUUAGUGGAUGACAUGUGCCAACACAUCAAAGGUAAAUCAGGUGGUAAACUGGCGUGUUGGGAUUGCCCCACCACAUUUCCUGUCUUCAUGCAGCACCCUUACAGUGCCCCAGUGUGUCUGGCCACUGGAUCACACCAGGAACAGACACGCUGGGCGAACAUACUGCGAGCUGCAACACAACAUCAGAGCUCUGCACUCUGGUGUGAAGAUUCACCAGAAUCUAGGGCCUUCCUAGAUGCUGUGUCUUCCUUGAAGAAGCUCAGAGGAAACUGUCAAACAGAGGUAUAUCCAGUGGGCGAUUGGGAGGAGGUGUUGGUAAGCAUGGUUAUGGAAGAAGUGAUGUCCUACCUCAAGGAGCAAGUAUUUCCCAGGAUUAUUGCACAUCGCAGCAGGAGGAGGACUGCCUGGCUCAGAGUGCUGACGCCUCUGAGCAGCCACGGACCAGACGAUGCCAGGAUGUGGCAAUGCCUGGACAAGCUGGAGUUGAGCUCAGAGGGGCAAACUUGGCUCCAGGAGACAUGGGGAGUCCACAGUGGAACCUGGAGGCCUUUGUUACUCAAAGCUCAGAACGCUCUCUACGAAGUGGUUGAUAUGUGUGCUGUGAUGUUCCGGAGGUUGCUCUCUCGAUAUCCGUGUUUCUCUUUUAACUCUUCCCAGCUCACAGAGGUGCUGUGUAGGAUCAAAGAGAAAGUGGUCAAGCAUCUGGAUACAGAACUGUUGGCCCUUCGAUCUCAAAUAAUUCUGGAGGUGGUCCUACAGAUAACACUGCCAGCAUUUACACAUGGUGUGGGUGAGCAGGAUCUGUCUUGUUACUAUGCCAUGGUGCACUCCGAGCAGGCCCUCUUCAUUCACCCUGACACCAUCUUCCACUUCAUCCUAAGAGACAACCUGACCUCUUACAUCCAGUCAGUGAUGAGGCACUCCCUGCCACAGCAGUUCAUGCCUCUCCCUGUCAGUCCCAGGAACCCCUGCAGCUCCAGCUCUAGUUUCUCUGAGCCAGUGUACCACAAGCUGCUGCCUCUUGGUGACUGCCAGCAGAGCAUUUGCCAAACCCCUGAAGGCUCCACCUCUGGAUCUGAAACACUCACACCAAGCACCGUGUAUGACCAGGACGACACUUUGGCCGACUCAGAAAACUCUGUAAACCACACACCCUCAAUGCUUGAUGCAGGAGAAUACAUCCAUCUCAUUGAUCCAUGAAUGAACUGUAGAAGAACACCACAAAGUGAAAGUGUAGUAGUAGAUCAUGUCAUCGGUAUUCUAUUUGCAUUUUCCACAACAAAGAUAUAUAACUCAAAUAGAAAGCUAUACAGCUAUAGUAUAUGUUGAAACUGGUUCAGACUAAUCGACAGGCAUUGAAAGGUUCAGUUUGUAACUUUCAUAAAAAAUAACUUUUUGUCAUAUUUGCUCAAACUGUAACUAUGUCCUGACAGUACUACAUGAGUCAGAUAAUCUGUGAAAAAAAAAAAUCACGUUUCUCUGCCACCUCGGAAAACAACCAAUCAGAGUCGAGGAGACAUCUCGUCAACUCUGAUCAAACUGUAAAACUAGCCAGCACUGAUCAAAGGUUAAUUAAGAUUCUGUUACUGCAUUGCAUAGUUACUGAUUAGCUGUAAAAUAAAGUUUGCUCCGGCAGGCUUGGCUUGGUUUUGGCUUUACUGUUUUCAACAUGGUGACAGUACUGUAUAGUACACUGAAAUCUGUUCCUGAAAACAUUUGAGGAUGAGAAAUAGUCAAUGCAGUAACAGAAUCUUGAUUCAUAUUUGAUCAGUGCUGCCUAGUUUGACAGUUUGAUCGUAGGUCACAAGCAAUCAUUGACAAGCGACUCCUCAGCUCUAGUUUGUUGUUCUUGCAAAUGCCAUUAGGAUGGAGGAGGCAGGUCGAGGGACAUUUCCAGAGAUUAUCUGUCUCAUGUACUUCUGUCAGCAUAUGGUGAGAGUUUUAUCAAAUAGGACAAAAACUUAUUCUUAUCAAAGUAACCAACUGCAGCUUUAAACCAUUAAUCAUCAUUUAUAACCUGAUAACCUCUCUGUACUUCUGCUACUGUAUGUGUUUUAUAGUUAUAUUAAAGGUGAAACGAUUAAUCAAGUCAAUGGACAGAAAAUAAAUCAGCGACUAUUUUGAUAAUCUAAUACUUUUGCCUUACUUCAUAAAGAAAUUGACAUAUUUGGAUUUGAGACUGUUGGUCAGACAAAACAAGCAUUUUGAAGAAUUUACUUUGAGUACUAAAAAAUUGUGAUUCGUAUUUCCGAAGUCAAGUUUGAAAAGCUUUGAUAUAGCUAUGCAUUUCAUGUAAAUGAGUAAAUUGUCCAUCUAACCUA
Molecule: messenger RNA, 3141 nt
Organism: Perca fluviatilis (European perch)
Lineage: Eukaryota; Metazoa; Chordata; Actinopteri; Perciformes; Percidae
Product: protein Niban 2-like
Exons: 12
Coding region: 428-2020 (530 amino acids)
Source: RefSeq, a predicted model, not a curated record